Molecule: messenger RNA, 2102 nt
Organism: Saccostrea cuccullata (small rock oyster)
Lineage: Eukaryota; Metazoa; Mollusca; Bivalvia; Ostreida; Ostreidae
Product: protein GPR107-like
Exons: 10
Biological process (GO): transport
Cellular component (GO): Golgi apparatus; membrane
Source: RefSeq, a predicted model, not a curated record
UUUGGAAUCAAUGUAGACAAUGACCAAGAGGAAGGGCUAUACAAUCUCUACUUUCACAAUUGCUUUCAGUAUGAAAAAGGGGUCCAUGCAACAUUUGAAAUGCAGGUUGAUAUAGAAGAGAUAAAUGACGGGAACUACUUGUCGGCGGGAGAUCUCAUCCCGCCUUCUUCCUUCACCCUCUCCGUCCUGUUCUUCAUCGCUGGCAUUGUGUGGAUGGUGAUUCUACGCCGCGUUAAGGAGGAUGUAUACACAAUGCAUUAUUUAAUGUUUGCGGUGGUGAUGGUGAAGGCACUAUCAAAUCUCUUUAAUGCUGUGAACAUGCACUUUAUUGCAGUAGAAGGCAUGCACGAGGAAGCCUGGGCAGGUAUUGUAUAUCUAUCUCGAGGAGCUUUAUUGUUUGUGACAAUUUUACUGAUUGGAACAGGAUGGACUUUUGUAAAACACGUCUUUUCAGACAAAGAAAAGAAACUUUUUCUGAUUGUUAUCCCUCUACAGAUUUUGGACAACAUUGCGUACAUUAUUAUUGAGGAGAGUGAGGAGGGCCAGUCGGAGUACGCUAUAUGGCAGGAGAUUUUUAUUCUGGUAGAUCUACUCUGCUGUGGAGCAAUUCUCUUCCCUGUUGUAUGGUCAAUGAGACAUUUACGACAGUCCACAGGAACUGAUGGGAAAGCUGCACUUAGUUUACAAAAACUAGCCCUCUUCAGGCAUUUCUAUAUCAUGAUUGUGUGUUAUAUCUACUUUACAAGAUUUAUAGUGUACCUAGUAAAGAUAACUGUACCCUUCCAGUAUGAAUGGCUAGAUGAACUCUUUAAGGAACUUGCCACAUUAGUGUUCUUCAUCAUCACUGGGUACAAAUUCCAGCCCGCUCCGGAUAAUCCAUAUCUCCAGGUGCCGACAGAAGAGGAUGAAGAAGAGGUGGAGAUGGACGAGGUAAUUACCAAAUCAGGUGCCAUGGAAACACUUACUCAUGUCAACAAAGGGACAUCUAGUGGAGGCCUUAAACAAAGGGAGAGCAGUCAUGAGUAUGAUUGAAAAAGACUGAGGAAAAGACAAUAGCAAAUCUAGCUAUCCAAGCUUAGAGAAAACAUAAGGAUUUUCAUUGAAAAUUUUGUGGUGGAAGUUUUUUUGUGCAAUUUUUUAUUGACAAAUAUUGAGCAUUGUUUGAAAAUGCAUAUGAAUAUUGAUUUCUUUUCAACAUUAUCAGGUUAUGAAUUUGAUAAAAUUGUGACACAUUUUUUCCCCAUUAAAUUUUUUUCUUUUUGCAAAUUUCCAUUAGGUGAAUGCUUUGAAAACUAUUUAAAAAAAAAAGAAAAAUCAUUAAAUCAUUUAUGCUGAUAUCAUGUAUUGUCAAGUGUUGUAAACAUGUGUACAUGUAUGUUUAGAGGAGGUGUAAAUGUGUGCAUGUACAUGUAUGUAAGAAGAAUCAGUAGAAAGGUGAGGCAUUUAUCAUUAAUUUCAUCCUCUGUGAUAUUUUUUUGUGUUUAUCAUGAUUCUUACUGUAAAGUACAUGGGUAAGGACAAUGAUUACUGUUUACAAUCAUUUUUAUUUAUUAUUUCUCUUGUAAAUAAUAACAUAAUUCUUUUGUACUCAAUGAAUUACAUAAUUCUUUUGUCUUUGGGAAAACUCAAUAAAGUCGAACUCUGGUAUCUCAAUACCAGUAUCUUUCAUACCAUGGAUCUUUCAAGCAAAUAAUAUUGAAGUUCAAACCACUUAUUUUUUAAUUCAUCCUCAAUAUCUUGAAUACUCUGAAUCUGAUAUCUCAGUUUUCCUUGGUCCUGUUGAGGUCAAGAGGAUAAGGUUUGACUUUAUGAUUUAAUGCUAUAGUUACAAUGGUUUCUGUAAAAUACAAAAUAUCAAUCAUGAAUAUACUGUAUAGUACCCAAAGUUUUGUGGACUAAGAAAGGUUCCUGUUAUUUGUUCAGUAGUAUGUGGGUUUAGAUGGAUGCUGUAUUUUAAGAUGACCUGGAAUCCUCAAAAGUCUCAUGCCAAAGAAUUCCAGUAGAUCUAUAUAUUCACUGCUCUUUUUUUUAUUGAUAUAUUGUAUAAUAUUUUGUGCAUAGAAAAUGUUGAACUGGUAUUAAAGAUUUUAAGUUGCAAUUUA